CGGCGCAUGCGCGCUGGCCGCCCAGUCGGGGAAGAGCCGGAAACUCGGGAGACGAAAGUUCGGAUCGGCGCCGCCUGCCUCCCUCCCUCUCCCUCCCGCCCGCCCGCCUCGGCCGUCGCGCCAUGUCGGGCUCGUCCAACGUCGCCGCCAUGAAGAAGGUGGUGCAGCAGCUGCGGCUGGAGGCCGGUCUCAACCGGGUGAAGGUUUCUCAGGCCGCUGCAGAUCUGAAGCAGUUCUGUCUGCAGAAUGCACCACACGACCCCCUGUUGACCGGUGUGUCUUCGAGUACAAAUCCUUUUAGACCCCAGAAAGUCUGUUCGUUUUUGUAAUGCGGGGAAAUUCGAGUUUCUUUCAACGAUUUUCUGGACUUCUGCGAGGUGACGGAUGACGACGAAGACGCCGUUCAGAGGAGAGACGUGAUUCUUCUGCCUGUACAAAAGCUUAGCCUUAACAUGUGCCAAAUUAACUGUACAAAUUUCUACUUUUGUCAGACUAACAGCUACCUCUCACUUCAAUAAUUUCUCUUUUACGAGGGCGGUGUAAUCGAUUUUAUACAUUUACGUAACAGCAAUAAAAUGGUUGGAGGAUA
Ornithorhynchus anatinus (platypus) is the source of this 589-nucleotide messenger RNA. It is a transcript of the gene GNG5, whose product is annotated as G protein subunit gamma 5. Gene Ontology annotation, cellular component: heterotrimeric G-protein complex. Gene Ontology annotation, biological process: G protein-coupled receptor signaling pathway. NCBI's taxonomy places the organism in Eukaryota, Metazoa, Chordata, Mammalia, Monotremata, Ornithorhynchidae. The transcript is spliced from 3 exons. Gene Ontology annotation, molecular function: G-protein beta-subunit binding. The record is from RefSeq and is a predicted model, not a curated record. Bases 123 to 329 code for a protein of 68 amino acids.